Messenger RNA from Cinara cedri, 5868 nucleotides. The record is from the annotation of a GenBank genome assembly. Lineage: Eukaryota; Metazoa; Arthropoda; Insecta; Hemiptera; Aphididae.
AUGGACUUCAGUAAUCAAUUUCGUUUGGAUAAUUUCGAAGACCGCUAUCAACGUAGAAUAACCAGAUUAGAUAAAAAGAAUAAAUAUGAACUAAAUAAAAAAUACGACAGAAUAAAUAAAAAACUCACAAGAGGUAGGUAAUAUAAACGUAAUACGUACAUAAGUAUUGAUUGUAAUUUUAUAACUUAUAAUUUAUAUAUUUUGAGGUGUCUAUAGUAAAGUUUAUACGUAACUAAUAUAAACACUAUGAUAGUUUAUAACAAUUACGUCCCUAAACAAUUUUUAGAAUGGAAUUUAAUUAAACAUUAACUCAUAUGUAAUAUUAUAUAUUAUUAUAUUUCACUGUAUAAUAAAAUUGUAUUGUAUAAAAUAAAUAUCAGUCGUAUUUUUUUACUAAUUCAUCUAUCACUUCAUCCACUGUAAUUUCAACUUCCCUAUGAAUGUUUAACAUGACCAAUCCAUUUAGUCUUUUAUAAAACAAAAGAACCGUUAAAUUAAAAUUUCUUAAAAAUAUCUUAUUACCUCAGAUUUUGUAUUUUGUAGAUAUGUUUUAAUUCUUUUGAGAGAUGAAAAAUCCGUUCAUUUAAUAAUAAUAACAAUAAUAUAAUAUUUGCAUUUAAAAAAAUUUACAUAGUAGACAAAUACAAUUUAAAUGCAUUUAAAUGUUGUCUCCGAAAGUCUAAGCUUGUGAAAGAAACAGUAGUUCUUAUCUACAAGGUGAGUUUAAACAAUUUUAACAUAUCAACAACAACAAAUAUUCUAUACAAUAAAUUAUCCUCAAUUACAUCAUAAAACUAAACAUAUUAAUAAAAAUAAUAAAAUUAAAAGAAAAAACAGAACAAUGUUUAAAUGCAAUAGUUAAAUUUUAAUAGAUAAAGAUUUUUUUAUACAAGUUUUUAUUUUAUAUUAAACAUUUACUAUUUAAAGCCGAAGAUAUACGAGUAGGAAGUGUAGCCAAAAUUUGAAAUAACUUAUUUACGCCUGAAUAUAUGUCUGCAUUACACAACUACAGUGCAUCAAUGGAAUUCUUUUAUUUCAUUUCCAAUUUUUUAAAUUUCCUUUGCCACAGUUUGAACUCUUCUAUUAUUGAAUUAUUACCAUUUAAAAUUCGUUUGUAAAAUUCGACUAAUUUUUAAAAUUCCUAUUUUGGAGAAUUCUCAUCGAAAAAUGAGUAAGAACGUGACAAAAUAUCAAUACGAUUAAAAAAUUUAGAUGUUAAUUGAUUUUUUAAAGAGUCAAGGUAUGAAAUAAAAACCUAUAUGCGAAAAUAUUCUUCAGGGUUAUUAGCUUAUACAUGUAUUCUGUGUACUUGUAAUUUAUUAAUUCUUAGAAUACCCAUUGUCAUAUUGAACUUGUCAGCAAUUCAACAUUUUUCUGAGCAUGUUUUCUAUAAUCUUCUAACUAGAUCAAAGUAUCUAGAGCUAAAUCCAUGGUUCAUUUUAAAUCAAUAUUAAUUCGUUGAAACUGUUUUAAUAGUGGGAGUCCAAAUACUUUGGAAAUAAUAAUUAACGUAAUUAUAAAUUCUGGUUGGAUAAUUGAAAUUAAGAAAGCAUCAGCUUGAUUCAGAGUGUCUGUAUGAUCCCACUUGAAAAUUUCUUCAAGAGCUUCUUUUAAACAUUCAAACAGUUUUAAAAAAAUCACUUACUGUCUACUGAAUGAUAUCAUUCAAUCCAUCGAAUUUCAUAAUUUCUUUUUAAUGAUUUUUUAGGAAUAUUAUUUUUUGACAUUUCUAAAGCUUUUGAUGGUUCAGAUUUUCGUUUCGGAAACACAAAAAAGUCUUUCAAUUUUCCUAUUGUUCCCAUACAGUUGCGUACUUGGGAAACGUUACAUGAUACCGAUACAGCAAGAUUCAAGGAAUGAGCGAAGCAAUGUACGUAUACAGCUAAUGGAUGUUCUUUUUUACAUACGCUUGAACUCCAUUAUAUUUCCCAGCCUUCGCUGUUACACUAUAAUAUCCCUAUCCCAAAGAUAUUAUGUAUCGACAACAAAUUUUCUGACAUUGUCAAGUAUAAGUCUUGAUAAACCUUUUCCAGAUGCAUCAGUUGUAGGAACAAACUGUAGAAACUCUUCGUGUAAUUCAAGAAAUUUUAAAUUUAAGGGUAUAAGAUUUUACAUGAUAUUAAUUAAAAUAUAAAAGCCACUAAUAUAUAUUUUAUUAUACAUUCAUACCUCUACAACUAUUGCUAUACACUCAAAUCUAUCAAUAAUCAGUUUUUCUGUGCGACAGUCUUUAUCACAAAGGUACCUUGCCUUUAUCGCACUUUAUAUUUAUCCACAACUUAGAAACCGUCAUUAGAAUAACAUUACUAUAAAUGUAUAAUUUCUAUACUUAUUACUUAACUAUGCUGCAGAAAAAUAUCUCUGUUUUCUUUUUUGCUCUAAGGGAGGGUCCAGUAUCCUUGGCCCCCCCCCCCCCCCGUAGAUACUCCACUAAUAAGUUUAAUUUCAGAUUUGCGUACUUUAAGUUGGCAACAUAAAGAAACGUCUAGAAAAACUUCUCAUCUAUAUACGAAUAUUUAUAAAAAUCAAAUAAGUAAACUAUCUUCUGAGGUGAAAGAUUUUAAAUGUGCGCAGAUACCUGAGUAUACAGUUAAAAUCGACAAACCCGGUAUAACUUAAAUUAUAGAUUACAAUAUAAAAAGUACCUACAUGAUUAUUUCAGUACAGUAUAAUUCAUGCAUCAUAACAAUAUUUAAAUAUUAGAUUUAGAACCUGAACGAUAUAAAUUUUCAAAAUACCUUCCUCGAGUACUCCGUGAGAGUCAAGAAAAAGAAGAAAUAACGAAUAAAUCGGUCUAUGACAAAAUGAAAACUUUACAUUGCGGUUUUAAUAUUUAUUUACUAUAAUACCUACAACUAAUAAACUUUAAGUAGGUAUUACAGUGAAGAUUUUAUUUAUUACAGAUAUUGGUAUUAAAUCGAAUAACUUGCAACAUUUAAAAACAAAUCAUAACGAAAAAUGUCAGGAAGAACUAUAUAAACAAUUCUAUAAUCCAUUGAACCAUGUAAAAAAUAAAAUUUUAAUAGAUUUUAUCAAAAGUGAUUUAAUAUACUUGUUAUAAAAUAAAUAUUUUUAUGUAACUAAAAUUGUAAGCGAAAACAGAUCGUUAUUAUUUCUUAUAUUUUAGACAUGGGAAUUGAAAUAGAAAAACAGCAUUUAUCGAAAAAGAUUAAUGAGAAAGAAAAACCAAUAUCGGACCAUAACAUAGAACCGGUUGUAGAGGAAAAUCGAAUAAGAUAUCCCGUAGAAGAGGAACAUGAAUUUGGACAGGAUUCGGAUAAACACGUAAACCUCUUCCAAAAUUUAUUACAAGGAAGAGCUUAUCAAACCAUGGUAAAAUACACCAUAAUAUCAAAAAUUUUCAAUAACCGUUAUUAAACGAUAUUAUAAUCACAACUUGGUUGUGCAGAUGAUUAUGGCUAAAAUCAGAUAUGAACCGCUUCUACAGCCAUUUUUAUAUCCAGAAGGAACUUUGGUGGAACAUUCAUCAACUAUUGCCGAAAACGUAAGUAAAAAAAAUGUACGAAAUGUGUUAGUAAAAAAGAUGAAUAUACUUCGUACGUGGGUGAGCCACUGUUGCAGAUAAGCAAUUGGGAAAAUAGAGAAAUUUAAUGUAUACCUGUACGCAACGAUUAACCAUUGCUAAUGAAAAACGAUUCUGAACGAAGUUCGAUUAAUAGUGUUGUUUUAUCAACAAUAUAUAUGACAAAAACCUUCGACGGAUUAAAUGUGUCCUAUUAUGAAAUUUUAAUAGUGCAAAUAAUAGUAAUGAUAAUAAUUAUAAUAGUUUUCUUUUCUGUAACACCAAAGUAACCCUUGAAUAAACAAAAUUAAAUAAAUAACCAAUUCGAUAUUCAUACCAAAUAUACCUAAAAACCUCUAUUUUAUCCCCUUAGGGGUGGAAUUUUCAAAAAUCCUUUCUUAUUGCACGAUGAAAGUAUUACAGAAACCACUAUUCCAAAUUUCAAGUGCGUUCGUUAAGUAAUUUUUGAGAUACAGUGAUCAGUGAGUCAGUGAUAUUUAGAUUUUAUAUAUAAUAUAUAAAUAUAUAUUUUCUUUAAUAAUAUUUGUUUAAUAUUUUCCCAUUUUUUCCCGGUUUUUACUAUGUUUUUCCCAUUUAUUAGAAAAACUCUUGGGAAAAUCAAAAAAUGACCUUUGUUCGAAAGUUGUUCACAGAAAGGCCGUAAUAUUUGUUUACUAAUACCUAUUUUUCAUAUAUUUUCCUGAAUUUCUCAGUUUUUCCUAUUUAUUGAAAAAAUUCCUAUGAAAAUCAAAAAAUGAUUACACUAAAUUACCACCCCGGAAAAAUUCUCUUUCAGAAAGAUGCUAUCCUAGAUACUUCGAAGCAAGAUUUCUGGUAGAAUUUUUAUACACAGUAUAAAAAAAAUAAUAAAUAUUUUUGUAAAACCAAUACCUUCUUCAUUACACUCAGAAUUUAAAAAACUCAAAAAUUAAUAUUGUUUAUCAAAAUAAACAAUAAACAAAUAAUAUUUUUUUGAAUAAAAAUAUUUAUCUAUUGACAGAAUGAUAAACAAGAGACCAUUACCAAAGACCAUAUAUUAGAAAACUCUACUAGAAGAUACGUUAGUCGAUUUUUAGAUACUAUUUCCAAAGAAGCAAUCAUUAAACACGAUGACGAAGAAAACAAACGUUUGAUUAAACUCGGAGAACUAACCAGGGUAAUGCGAGAAGCUGCAGAGGGUAACAGGAGGCACAAAGAAAUAACCGGACGCAAAGAACAAGACGAAAUACUCAAACAAGUAAUAUGAAUAUCGUUAUUAUUGAUUUUUUCGGUUUUUAUAAGAUUAGGUUACCUUUAAAAUAUAUUACAUAUAACUAGGUAUCUUAACCAAACAUUAAAAAUAUUGUCUAAAGAUAAAACAAUUUUGGAUGAACCAAUUUUUGAUUAAAAUCACACCAAAUAAACUACUUCCCCUACUUAAACUUAGAAGUGAAAUAUCUUGUCAACAGCUUGACAUAAAUCAAAAAUAUUAACACCAAACUAUAUUUAAACUAUACUCCGUCUAUUUAUAGCAUUUCUCAUGCAGGUUGCCAUUUGAACAUCAAAAGUAGGUAAUCAUUUCACUCCCAAGUAUAAAGGUGACAAAAUUUUAAAUUUUAAAAAAACUGGUUUCAUAAAUUGUCAAAGAAAAAAAAAUUAUGAAAAUAGUUAAUACUCUUCAAGAUAAUUAAUAUCUUAUCGAGAAUUAAUCAAUUUGAUUUUAAAUAAAAUCCAACAAUGAUGAAUAAAAUUAUUUAGCUUAAUUUAACGGAUGGAAUCUUUUAAAAAUAAGUGUAAUAUAAAUUGACAAGUGAAAAAAAAUCUAAAAAAAUUACCUUAAUAUAAUAUUUAUAACUUUUAAAAUAAAAAUGAAAUAAAAUAACCUUCUAUAUCAAAAUCCGCUGAAAAUAGAUAAGGUCGUAUAACCUUUAAAAUAACGCAUUGCCAUUGUAAAAAAUACUGUUAACGAAUAACAAAGUUACACUACCUAGGUAUUUACCUAGGUACAUUACUCCUAUAAAAAACUGCAUGCACUUUGUUCAAGGUAAUCAAAAUUCACCAAGACAUUAGUGAUCUUUUCUCGGAACAAUUUAUGGAAGAGGCGAUCGACCAGUGCGCUAAAGAAGAAGGUUUAAAAUUAAUACAAAUAGUAACAUCCAGACGGUCUAUUUUCAAAGCUGCAUUUUGCCAUAAUAAGUAUGUGACUACACGUAUAUUAAUGUGUUUUGUGUAAAGGUUUUUUUUUUUAAUUUUUAUAUUUAUAUUUUUUAUUUUUUUUUAGCAACAAAAAUUUCGAACCGGAAUUGGUACACAAUUUCAUAAUCCCGGAAACUUACAAAAUAAUUCACAGACAACAUACAAAUUAA